UUCCGAUUCGUAAAUUUCGCACCCCGCGCGAUAAUCUACGAUUUUUAUGAAUUCUACAUUUCAUAAUGAGUCGUCAGUCAUUUAUUGAUAACUACUUCAAGAUGAAAGGAAGUAGGUCUAGUCCUCCAUCACUGGAAGCAAAACAUAAUAUCUGUGCCAAAAAGGUUAAGAAACGUAGUUUGAGUUUGAUAAAGCCGAUAACACCAACCAAAAGUCCAAAAGUAAGUAAAGAAAUAAAAAAUGUACAACAUAGUGAUGAGGAAAACAUUUGGGAGAAUUCUUGUGUAGUAGACCUUACACUCUCUGGCGAAAGCGAAAAAACGUCUGAAUCGUCUACGAGCACUAUUAUAUACAGUCCUGAAAAAAAUCUUAAUCAUCUGACAAGACCCCUUAUAAAUGACUCACCUUCACCAACCUUCACUCCUUGUUUUUCACCAAACACUGCACAGGAGAGUCUUGUACCAAAAACAGAGUUAGAUAGUUGUAACGCUGAAACAAAUCAGGGUAAUAAUAAUACACCAAGUGUUGUUAAAAACUUUCGAAGAACUAUUGAAAUAGAGAAUAGUGAAGACACACGGCAAGAGUUGCAUAAUUACCAAACUCCUCAAAAAUCUAAAGUUACAUCUACACCACAAUCUUCUCAACCAUCAACAAGUAUAAGUCCAAGGGCUAAAGAGAAGUUUUUUUCGCCAACCAAGAAAAGGAGUGUUGUUAAAAGAACUCACAAUACAGCAAAGAGAAGUUUAGGCAUGGAGAUGUCAAGCAGGCAGCCUUGCAGGAUACUGUUUGAAGAAGAUUUGUUCACUGCUGCAUGUGAUGGCAUGGAUGAUAAGACCAUAUUCCUUCUAGAAAUUAUCGACAAGUUUCUAAAUGAAGUGUCUAUGAGAAAGCUAUUAACUGAGGAAUCUCAGAUACUUCUAACUGACUGCCUACAAGUGGUGAAGCCGGGAAUGCGUCUUGUCUGCCGGUUGUACUGGCGCAAAGAAGGGUGGUACCAACACGAACAAAUUUCAACUAUAUGUUCCAAAGAGAAUGAUCCCCUAGACAAGUUCGAUUUUCAGCAGGCGAUGAAAUCAUUGCUAGAGAAAAAGCUGCUUGUUUCAGACACCACAGAAAACAUCACUUUCAACGAUUAUGCUUCUAUAUUGAAGAAAGAUGAUUUAACGCAAAUAUGCAAAGAGCUGAAAAUAAAGAAAAAUUCAAAGAAAGGUGCCAUAGAAGCGUUGUCAACCUUCUGCAAACAGAAAACUAACAUCAGCAACUUUCUAUCGGGCUUCAAGAGUUCCAACGCAGCACGGGUGCUGCAAAUGAUGCGUUUAAAGGCUGGCUCUUGCUAUAAAUUGUCAGAUCUUGCACGCCGCACCCUGAAUGAAUUGUACAUUCUCAUGUAUUUAGGUAUGGACUACACUAUAAUAAGGGAGAAAAGACUGGAAUUGGUGUUGAUUUAUGAUAAAAUUAAAAGGGAGACUUAUCCAAUAGAUAAGGAUAUGGAACUGGAUAAUGCGAGUGUCGUGUUUCGGACAAGAGAUGAGUUUCAGAGAUACUUAACAGCACAUGACACUUACGAAGAUUUCCUAACAAGAACUGACGUGGUUGAGAAGUGUAACAUUGUAAAACAAGUUUACAAUUUGUAUAAAAGGAUCACUCUAGGCGAGAUGGAAAGCUACGAAUCUUUACCAAAAUGGCUGCACAGGUUCACCCCAGCGAACAUAUACAUUAAAAUAUUGGAGACUGGCAUACAAGAUCUGAAGAGGGUGAUGCAGUACGAACUGGCUGUGGACAUCCUCACCACGUUGAUUAACAACACGACUUUCAGACAACAUAGGAAAGCGGAUUGGUACGCUGAAAAGGCGUUGAUAUUACACAGUUGCUUGUAUGAACAUAAUGAUGCGGCAGAGCUACUUCUGAAGGGAUUUCGUUGUCCCACCAUGUCAGAAGAAGCUAAAGACAGUAUCCGUCCGCGGGCGCGCAAGAUAGCUUACCAGAAGAACGCACCACUUUCUGACUCCUUGAAGGAGCAGUUGAGGGUAUUUACAGAUAAAGAGGAGAUAUUAGAGAAUAAUCUCUGUUGCAAACAUAUCUACAAGCAGCCUAUGGAUCGUAUUGGAAAGCAUGGUAAGGUCAAGUUUGAGACGCGCACGCCUGAAGGCCGCACGAUGCAAGAAGCCGAGGAGUACUGCAUCGAUCACUACAAACACACCGGCGAAUUCACCCACGGUGAACACUGGGAGGGCCGGAUAGUGAAGUUACUAUUCUCCCUUUUGUUCUGGGACAUCAUAUACUCCAAGCCGGCAGGCGCGAAAGGGGUUUUCCUCUCUCACUAUCAACUAUGUCCUCUCGACCUGUUCACCGACGCAUUCUACGACAAUCGCAAGAAAGACAUCGACAGUCGACUCAGCGUCAUAGAGGCAGCCAGUGAAGAGAAACUAUCGAGCUUGUUAGACGAUGCUUGGAAUAACAGGCCAGAAGGUGAACUAUCCGAGUUUCCCCGCGGCGGUAUAACCCUGAAUCAAGUGAAAGAAGUGUCGUCCUGCCUACGUCCUAGCGGCGUGGCGGCGCUCUGUAGCCGGCUGGGCAGGCACUAUCGCUACGCUCGCAGCGGCUUUCCCGACCUCACGCUCUGGCACGUCACGGACAGACGGAUAAAGUUCGUGGAAGUGAAGACAGACUCGGACAAGCCGUCGAUGAAGCAGAUCCAAUGGAUGCAGUACAUGCGCGAGCGCGGCGUCGCGACAGAGUUCUGCUACGUCGGCGUGCACACCACGCGCCAGCGGUCGAGGCACAAACCCGGCCCUGACACAACGGCCUUGCCCUCGCCAAGACCCGACCUGUAACGAUUACGUACCUGGACACUAUAGUAAUGUCACGCCCCGGAUGCGUAGUUAGAAAUGCUAGGUCAAUACAUCCCCGUCGGCCGAGACGAACUGAUACGUCCCAGACGGUGACAAACUGGAGUAGGAUUUUUAUGAUAAUAUGCGUUAAAAUUUGCUAGAAACCCUCAGUUCGUCUCGGUCGGCGGACGUUUUGAACUAGCCUUGGUAUAAGAAGCAUUAAUGCUCAAUCCUAUGACAAGCCGCCAUUGCUAACCCAUUGAUGACGUAAGUGUAACCAUUCAAUUGGUAUCUCCAACAGUCCAAGAACGUAAAUUUUAUUAUUGAAAAUUAAGUGAAUUACUGACUAAUGUAUUUAAUUACUAGUACUUGUCACAUAUAUGAAAAUCAUUAAAACUGUAAACCUUUUACUAAAAGUACAAAAUUUCCUUGCAAAGUAAAUUAAAAACAUUCGACGUGGUUAAUUUAUUUUUUACGAAAUGGCAACGCAGGGUCGGAUGACGUCAGCUGGGGUAAGCAGCUGUUAGUUUUGAGCAUACCUGGACUUAUACAAUGGAAUUAGCAUUUCUAAUUACGCGCUCCGUACCGCAGAGUACAUAAUAAUACUAACAUAUCACCAGUUCAUAACGCCAUAACCUUUGCUGAACUCUGGCCUUUAUUCGGUGACUACGGCACCCAUGUACAUUUAUAAUUUGUGUUUAUUUUUUUAUUUUAUUCUUAAGUUAAGUAAAAUAAUGUUUUUAAAUUGUGUAAUUAAAUGUAUAUGUGUGUUGUGGUUUGUCAGAAAUAAACGUAUUUUAUUAUUGUUAUUAUCAAUAUAUGUCUUUUUAAGAUCGAAUAUUUUAGUAAACGCAGUGAUGGCGGUUGAAGUAUAUUUUUCAAAACAAGUGUGCCUUAUCUAAUGUUUAGUGACUUUAAAACAUUUUAUGUGAAAAAUACGGUGUGAUUUCAACGAAAACAUAAGAAACAGUGUCAGUAGUUUAUUUAGAAGGUUCAGUCUUAUUGAGAUGUACCUACAUUACAGAAGGUCUUGAGGGAAUGCAGUAGAGGCUUUGUGAAUGUUCAGGUUGAUUGCUAAAGUUACCUGGUGCUAUUCUUAUCAAUUUUGCAGAAGGCCGCUGCAAGAAUGUGUUUUAUUUUGAUAAGUACAUACCAUCAUGGAAUAUUUUAAUUUAGAUAUUAAAAAUAAGAUUAAAAAAAAAUGACAUUUCUAGUCACACAAUGAAAAUGUUACGAUAUUUGAGUCAAUAUAUAUAUAAUGAUUUUUGUUUAUAUAGCACUCGGGGGUGAGGUAAGCUCAGACGCUGGUGCCAUGGUGGGGAGCGGAGAGUUGCCGUUCUAUACGUAGUAUAUUAUUCCUUAUUCUAUGGUAAUGCUUAACACGCUCGUCCCGGCUUGACAAGAACUGAUUCAAGUCGCAUCCGAGUGAGAAUUUUUUCGAUUAAAUUUUCUCAUUGUCAAUAUACAUAAGUAUAUACAUAACUGUGACAUGUGAUAGAAACCGCAGAGGUCUGUGUAGCUAUAUGGAUGGAAACCUAUAAUUUUCGGUUAGAUUUCUAUAUGAUGUGAUUUUCGAUUAUUUUGCAUUAAAAUAUUUAUAACACUAAGUAUAUUAUAUAAAUUGCAAUUAAACCUCCCUAAUAAAUAACGUAGUAUAAUAUAUUAGUUCCUGCAUGGUAAUGCUAAUUAUAGAAUGAAAAGGACUUCAUUCUAUUCGAAACCUAUUGAUUGAUUGUGUUAGCACAUUAACAUAAAAAGGAGAUUGACCAAAGUCGUUUGGAACUUGGGUCCCCAUGUCCACCACUAACGACACCUGCGAAAUAUACCACUAAAUACCUAGUAGUAAAUACGAAAAUCGCAGUUGUAAAUAUGCUGCCAGUAAAAAGUUAUGGCUAAAUGAAAAAUCACUUUUUUAUGGGAAAAUAUUUUCUACAUCAUUGUACCGAACCCACAUUUCUAACUAAUUCGGGCUCGGUUGAUUUGUCUUGGCCAGAUUUCUGGUGCUACAUGAUAUCCGCCGUCUGAAGAUGGAGCCGGCAGGCGGUAAAAGGAGUGGAAUUCUCUGCUGUCUUUUGUGUUUUCGAAUGCAUAUAACCCGGGUGCUUUUAAGGCCAGAGUGAUCAGCCAACUUCUAGGCGAGCUCGCUCCAUCUUAGGCCUCGUCAACGCCUUCGGGCAAAUCUGGGCCCAAGAGCAAACCCAUAAAAGGUAAUAAAAAGGAACUCUGUUACAAAACCAUGCAAACUUUUGGUCAAUCUCCUUAAAAGCUUUUAUAUUAGCAUUUUUAUUUUAUCAAAUAGAAUUAAGUGACUAAGUUUUAUAAGUUAUCUCUAAUAUAGUGUUAUCAUCUAUAAAUUUAUUGUUUACGUGUUUAUAAGUAGGUAGUAAGUACAUAGAAUUGGUGUAAGUACAUGUGAGGCUUUAACAAUUGCAACGAGGGACUUUCCAGGUUACGUUUUCAAAAAAAUAUAGAUGGCGUUGUCCAGAUUUAACGUGAUAAUAACAUAAUUACUCAAAAAUACAAUUUAAUAGCAGAAGCAUAUAUAAAAAUAAUUUUUGCUUGAUAUUUUUAUCACAUUAUGUAUAGAAUUAUGUGGCUUCCUAUAUUGCUUCUUUUUAUUUUGAUCAGAGUAAUAAUGGGUGGAAGAUGUAAUUGUGCCUGGGUAUAAUAAAAAGGGUCAUCAUUCAUACCCAAAAACAUAAUUAGAUAUUCAUGAAAUUAGAAGGAAAAUCUAUAUUGAAGCGACAUCUAUAUUGUUUUUGAAGAACGAACCCUGGAAAGCUUAAUUUCGAACUGAGGGCGUAAUUUUUAAAUCUGUGAUUCUCGUUAUAAUUAUUUUUGGUCUAUGGUGGUGAAAAUAUAAAAUAUAUUUAUACAAAUCAUUAUUUUCUUUUUAAAUGUACUUAGACAGUAGUCUAUUGCUUUUCAUUUUACGAUUUUUUUAUGUGAUGUAAACAUAACAUAGAUAAGUGGUCAAUCGUCUUGUCACCUAAUAUCUGAGUCUGUCACAUAAUGAUAGUCCGCCAUUGGUUUGUCAUAAUAAGUCAUCGGGUUAAUUCAAUUUUGUAAUUUAUGUACCUAUAUUCAAACGGCUUUUCUACGAAUUUUCUGUGCAAAUAACCAUCGGACGGAACAAGAAUUACGGACUCUUAUAAUAGCUCUAUGUUUUCUAUAUACAUACCGCUUAUAUGCAUGUCGGCGGUGUCUGCACUUUCAGUGAUAUACCUGUACUGCAAGAAUCGCACCGGUAAACGGGGAUAUAUGGAUGUGAAGGAAAAACCUAACGACGGAUGAGGCAGGCCCAAGUUUAUUUUGAUCACAGCCCGAACCGGACACUUCGUACAGAAAUCACGGACUUACCUCGUGCGAGUGAGGGAGACAGACAGCCGCGCGCCUUCACUUAUUCUUUAACGGAUUACGGCAUCCCCCAUCGGAGAGGCUGGAGUGAAUAUACCUCGUAUCGGUGAGGGGCGGAGUGUUCUUACUAUACGUCAUGGCAUACAAAACCAGUAGGCUCUGCACGGCGCGAAUUAUAUCGAAGCUUUCGACCAAUAGCCAUUUGACGUCCAUUACAUAUAGCAUUCGUAUCGUUUAUUGGUCGAAGCGGUCGAUAUAAUUCGCGCCGCGCGGUUAUCAUGCAGACCCGGCAGUAUGCUCUAUCCUAUGAAAAGCCGCCAUUGCUAACGGUUUGAUAACGUAAAUGUUACAUGAGUGUUACCAUUAAAUUGGUAUUUCCAACACUCCUAGGACUUGAUUAAAUAGGGUAUUUUACUAGUCAAAUCAGUUACUUUUUAUUAAACAUCAAAACACGAAAUUACUUUGGAAUUUGUACGAAAAAACACUGUGACGUCAUAGAAAAACGUGAUAAAAUGUCGUACUUAUUACGUUUUUCUUGAUCGAAAUUCAUAAACAAGUUAAAUAGAAAAAGAAAAUGUUUUUCGUUAGUUUUAGAUUUGUCUUUAUUUAGUAAUCAGAAUUUCGUAAUUUAUCUUGAACCUAGUACACAACCCAAUUACUGAUUACGUACUUAAUUACUGUCACUUGUUACAUUAUAGUCUACAGUUUUAACUGUAAGUAAAUAUUUUACUAAAAGUUUAAAAUUGCAUUGAAAAAUGAAUUAUAAACAUUUCUAGUCGUGGUAAUUUAUUUUUUUACAAAAUGGCAACGGAGGGUGUGAUGACGUCACCGCGGCUAACCUUGAAAUGUUAGCUGUCACUUUUGAGCAUACCUGUAGUGCUAUCAUGCGCAACGUGAUAGAAUUUUGUCACCGUCAUUUCAUCGAUUCUGACGAUAUAAUUGUCAUUUUGUCGAUUGGUGAACCCAAAUAAGCCAUGCCGUUCUGUCAAAAUAUGAACAGAAUCAUGUGCCACGCAAAUAAGGGGAAAAACAACCUUAUCGAUUUCGACAAAAUUUAUUCAAAUUGAAAUUCAAAAAUAUCUUUAUUCAGUAGGUAACAUAGUUACACUUUGAAUCGUCAUUUUUUACAUAACGAACGUCUCAUCCGCCUAAAACUACUGCAGCUUUUCACAACCUGUAUAGCCGGGGAAAAGAAGCUGCAAGAAAAACCUCGGCACAGGGCCCUAGACGUUCUUUAAAAAAAAAACAAAACAAAAUAUUGUUAUACAAUUGAGUAAUUUAGCUGCCUAAUAUCAAUAUUGAAUCUAUCGAUAAUUUUACCACGUGGCGCAUGUUAGUCCUGCUGAUUUUGUUAUGCCAUGAUAUAUGUAGUACUAUUGGUUAUUCUAUGCUUUGAUAAUGCGUAAGUUUGAUAGUUAUGUUCGCGAGAGCCGUAGUUAUAUAGAAUGCUGUUUUUCAACUUCCAAGUUGUUUAGUUUAAGACCAAUGUUCCUAUUGAAACUUGGAUUUACCUUAGGUGUGCGAACUGUUUAUGACUUAGAUAUAUAUACGAUGAAUUUGUUAUAAUUAAAUAUUAAAGCUAAAUAA
Molecule: messenger RNA, 7775 nt
Organism: Pectinophora gossypiella (pink bollworm)
Lineage: Eukaryota; Metazoa; Arthropoda; Insecta; Lepidoptera; Gelechiidae
Product: fanconi-associated nuclease 1-like
Exons: 12
Coding region: 66-2834 (922 amino acids)
Biological process (GO): interstrand cross-link repair
Cellular component (GO): nucleus
Molecular function (GO): 5'-flap endonuclease activity; 5'-3' exonuclease activity; flap-structured DNA binding
Source: RefSeq, a predicted model, not a curated record